AUGACGGCAAAGUCGGCCAGGGAUGACCAGAAGCAAUAUUGGGCUGAAAUAGCGCCCUCCAUGGAACAGGCCUCGGAUGUUGGUGACACUCGGAAACUCUACCAACUUAUCCGCCAAGUUAGCGGUAAGCCCUAUACACUGAGUGACUUUCUUCACAAUGGGAAUGGCGGUUUCAUUGCUGACAACUCUGCCAAAGUCGAGCGUUGGCACGAGCACCAUCUCAACUUCGAUACCCAACCUACCUCGCCCUUGCUCUUCUCUGCAACGGAGUUUCUUCCCGCUCCAACCAAUGCAGUGACAUGUGGCCACCUUCAGAAGAAGUCGCAGAUGCCAUACGAAAGCUGCGCAUUAACAAGGCACCCGGAGAAGUCUACAAUUCUUGUGUCGACAAUCAGGCUCCCUGGCUCCAUGAGGUGAUUGAACAAGCGUGAAGAAACGAGGCUGCUCCUGAUGACUGGUACUUGGGCAUCCUUGUACUUAUCCUCAAGAAGGGAGAUAAGAAGAGAUGCGAGAACUACUGCGUCAUAAGCCUCAUCGACGUUGCUGCGACGAUCUUCGCAAUCGUCCUUCUCAGACGAUUCUAGGCUGUGCAGCUGCGGGAUGCGGGAAAGGCGAAUGCAUGGGCACAACCGUCCGAAGGUUGAACCCAAAGUCGGAGGCAGGUGCAAGACGCCUGGAUGUCCACCGACUGCUCUGUCAACCGCCAAAUCGAUUUGCCUCCCCCUAUCCGGCUUUGCGGACCUUCUUGACGGGUGACAGUCACGGCGCGGGACAAUCGGGGCCGUCAGUCAUCGCCACGACCGAGGGGGGCGAUUCAGGUCACGGGGACAUGCGGGUCGGAUGCAGCCAUACAGGCGGCAUUGGCGGACCACGCAACAAACAAACUGCGCCAUAUGAGGCGAGCUGUGCGCAGGACUUUCCAGUCUCUGAAGAUGGGUAGACGAAGCGACUACUCGGAACGUCAGACCUCAAAUAAACCUCGGUGCCGAUAGGGUUAAGAGCCUUCCUGUUGAAUGCCCAAUCAUUCCAUCGUUCGCACCUCGCCGAAUGUGGAAUUUUAGUUUUUUGAUAUUGAUCAUAUGUUUUGAGUCGAUUUGCACCGUCAUGUUUACUAGGUUGCUCAAACUACGUGCCAGGCACUUUAAAUUAUGCAGGGGACCCUUCACAAUCCUACACUGGGUCCCCUGACUUAAACGCUAAAUUUGGCGCAACUGGCCCACCCGGUGAGCAGUACUGCGAAACCAGAGGACGUCACAAAAUCCGCUUAACUGAAAAUAUGCGAAAGAGCCCAAUAAUUUAUUCCUCAUGGCACAUGCUUUGCAGAUGACUGCAUUUUAUUCCUCGUGCAAUGUGCGCAGUUGGCAGGGCAACAGCUCAUAUCAGUAGGGACAAUACCAGAGAGAAUUAAUUUUUCAUGGUUUUGAGAUGUACUGCAUGUGCAUAUCAGAAGAGCAAAGUUCAAAUUGCGCACUGCGCCUGUUAAAAUUGGUUUCAUUUUUAACUGUUAUAAUCACAUUUCUUCGGUAAAUGCUGCUCCACAAAGACGCGGAACACCUUAGAACCGUGCAGACAAGCCGAUGACGGAAAUUGCCAAAAGAUUAAAUGCCAGUGUUCGGAAAGCGAGUGUGUAGGCUUGAGUUAAGGGUUAUUGUCUUUGUCAUAGGCAGUAAUUAAAUAGGUAACUGCCGCCUGACUGCAAGGAACCGCUUGGAUUUGCCCUAAGCACUUUUGUUCAACCAGUUUGAGUUCUUAAAUUCACGUAGACACUAUACGUAGAGCCUUUUAAUAGCGUCAAAUCCAAAGAAUUUACAUCUCUAUGAAGCACUCUCUUUCUCGGCCCUGCAUUUCCGUACAUGUGCUGAGGCCCAGGUUUUGUGUGAUACGCAUACACUGGCUGUUUUGUUACAUCAGUUACUGCUUCUGUUCCCACCCCCCCCCACUCACCAUCAUCUUCGCAUUGGCAGAAUGUUAUUACCGACAAAGACAAGGGAGACUGGAAAUGCCAUUUCUGGCUUAUUAGCCGUCGGAAGCCUCUGUGCGGUUGCUGGUUGGGCUCGCGUGAAAGGCCAGGAGGCACAACGGACGAGUGAGCUCCGUAGAAACGAUCUAUAAGCGCCCUUCUAGCACUAUUAAUUUGUAUUUUGGUGUCGUGCGUGGAAGCUGACUAUGCUAAAAAAUUUCAAUAUGAUGCUUUCAAAAAAUCGCAUUUUUUUUUCUCUCUCUCUCUCUUUCGGUCUUUUCUAUAUGUCCCGAAACAUUGCUCACUUUUGGUAGGUUGGUCAGAUGGGUUGCUUGGGUGUCUGAUCAUUUCUGGUUGAAAUUUUUUCGUUUUAUGAGUCCAGAGAGGUCAGACAGUGGGCGAGUACAGGCAAGGACUUGACAGUCUGUCAAGUCUGUGCCAUCACGAAACACUGUGAUCAAUGAUUUGUAGUCAAAGGUCAGAUCUUCAGAGAUGGCUGUUUUGCUUCUCCUCCAGUUCUUAGAACCCCAACGGCCAGUUUCAGCAUCUAAACCGGGUUUUAUUUUAUCCUUUCCAGAUUGCCAUAGCCACCAGCACCACCAAAGAAGAGUUUCAUGACUUAUUAGCCGUCGCCAGCCAGUCAUACCCAACCCCGAGGUGUGGGGCACCUGGAACUCAAAUUCGCGACCUGUUAGGAUUUCAACGUCUCAAACCACUGAGCUACAGGCCCGUUGUCCUGUCGGCUCCGAUCAGGAAUAUACAAUCAGCAGCCACACAAUGGAGCCUGCUAUCAACAAAAUGUUAUUACUAACAAAAACAAGUGAGACUGGAAUGGCCAUUUCUGAGCGCUCUCUACUAUUUUAUACUCCCGAUCGAAACCGGCAGGUUAACGAGUCUGUGGCUCAGUAAUUUGAGGCUUUGAAAUUCCAACUAACAGGUCGCGAGUUCGAGCCUUGGGUGUCCCACACUGCGGGGUUGGGUAUGACUGACUGACGACGGCUAAUAAGCCAGAAAUGACCAUUCCCGUCUCCCUUGUCUUUGUCGGUAAUAUCAUUCUGCCUAUACCGUGCGCCACCGUAUGGCGCAACGGAACGAGUGAGCUCUGUAAGAAAGAGCACUGAGCGCCCCUCUACCAUCUUGGCAUUGUCUCGCCAGCAGAGCGGUAGUUGCUGCACAAGUCCGUCUCACCCCAAACGAAUUUCCACGCAAGUUACCAGUGUUGCGCGAAGCACAUCAUGGACGUCAUAACACGUAACGGUCGAGCAGUCAGAGCUGAUGAGCUAUAAGGGCUCUGUUAGCUUCAGCUUUGUAAUCUCCUCAGGAAAUUAGUGCUCUAGUUCGGAGAAAGUCAUGCGGAAUGAUUAGUCGGAACGUGGGUGUGAAUAUUUGAGCCGGGAUCCAUCAGCUGCAAUAUAAUACUCACAAACGGUCAACAGUCAGUAGUGUACACAUGUUGCAUUGUUUACUCCGUUGCCAGCCCAGGUUAGGAUAAAAAUGCACUGGUUUUGUUUGUGUGAUCAUCUACGCUAGGUGAGCUAACUCAUGAAAUGUCAGCCGAAAUUCCGAAAUGCGUUUUCGUUUCGAAAAGAUUAAUUACGUAGCGUUGUAAAAUUAGACAACCUACAACAUAUAUAUAUAUAAUAUUUCAGUCAACUCGGGAUGCCGGCUUUUGAAAGAACCUCCUUUCGACUGCAUGCAAAAACAGCACUCUUUAAAAAAUGCCUACGUAAGUAGCAUGACUUUUUUUCCUUGAUUUUCGAUGCCUCUGAAAGUCCAAUUAUAUUUCAUAAAAAACAUGCAUGAAAAUAUUCAUUCUUUUGUUUUUUGGUACAAAAUUACAUCUUCUUCUAAUUUUGUGCUCGAAGGAAGGACAUAAUUCAGUUUUAAAAUGUUUCUAAUUGUGGGACAUUUAAAUACCGUGAAAUGGCCGUUUAUAAAUCGUCAUGUCUCUGCAUUUACCAACGUGGCUUGUAAAGGUAACAAUAUGGAUCAAAUCUAAUGCUACAUUUUAUGAACGUCAUAUGGUCUCCUUACAAUACCGUAGAGAAAUAUGUAGUUUUCCGUACGCGGAGAAUACACGGAUUGUAGUUUAGAAACCCUGAAUCCAAGUGCAUCGGUAAAGCGGGUUCAAAGUUAAUCGGGAAUUUGAAAUUUUUUUGAAAACCAAAUAAUACUCUUCUUUCGAGUAUAAAAUUAGAAAAAGAGGUAAUUAUCUUCCAAAUGUACGAAAGAUUGAAUAUUUUUAUACAUGUUUUCUGUGAAAAAUAAUUGGACAUUUAGGGGCAUCGAAAAUCAAUGAGAAAAACUCAUGCUACUUAAGUAGGCAUUUUUUACAGAAUGUCGUCUUUGCAUGCAGCGGAAGGAAGUUCUUUCAAAAGCCGGCAUCCUGAGGUAAUUGAAAUAUUGUAGAAUUAUGUUGCAGGUUGACUAGUUUUGCAAUCCUACUUACGUAAUCUUUUCGAAACGAAAACGCGUUUCGGAAUUUCGCUGGCAUUUCAUGAGUUAGCCCACUUACUGUAGUAAUAUAAAGGAAAAUGUCUUUCAGGACAACUGGUGAACGGCCAUGCAGCCAAGCCAUUGCUGCCCACAAACUUUCUGCCUUAAAAAAGGGAAAAAAAUCCCACACCGGCAUCUUCCAUAAAAUGGCCAGCUUUAAUCGCUGAGGUUGACACCAGUACAGACUGUUUCCGCACCUCUAGCCGGAAAUCUUUUUCAAUUAAAGGCUAAAUAAAGCACUACAAUCACUAACUACCACCAAUUUAGAACUGCAGUACGGUAGAUACGAUGAUCCAGUUCCCGGUUCGCAGUCUCUAACGCAAACUUCCCCCAUUCAUAUAGACAGUCGACGUAAUAGGGUUCAUUACAAACAUCAAGAUCGCGUAAGCAAACUGAUAUUUUUAGGACUACGUUAAUGGCUGUCAGUACACUGCCAAAAUUAGGUCAUUUCUGCCUUCCCAGUCUUCCUAAGCCUUCUCCUUCCGGUGGUUGGUGAGGGAAUGCGAGGACGCUUGCUACAGCCUGUCCCACUCGCGUUUUUUGUAUGCCCUCGUCUUGAAGGCUGCACACCGGAUACAGCUUGUACUUCAUGACUUAUCUUGAUGUCCAUCAGCUGGAAAAGCAUUGUGUCUGUCACAACACGCGAGACUCUCCUUCUCCUCGUCCCCCCCUCCACCCCAGCCACCACCGUCCCCGCCGCAUUCAAGUAAUUUGCAUACAAUGGUCUAGUACGCAUCUCAAUUAGGGCUGUUCUGAAGAAUCAUGUGAUAUCUAGGCAUUCAGUAUAAAGAGGUGCAUCAUUAUAUUGUGAUACUUACAGACUUUUCGGUCGUAUGCGGAAAUACGGACUCUCCCCUCCUCUCCCCCCCCCUCCAGUACUGCUGGUGACUUCGCUUUAAAUUCCCCCUCGCUCAGGUCCGACCUUGACACUAACCCUCCCAACAGUGGCCUUAACUAUAAUUCCCCGCCCGGUUGAACUUCCGGGUCAGGACACCUACUCUGGGGGAAGGGUAACCAGCGGACCUCCUAGCCAGCCUCAAUCGUUUUGUAGGACGACCAGCUAGAUCGCGGUUGGUAGCCAGGAAUGGGGAAGCGGACAGCCAGGACCGUGUCGUACGGGAAUUGUGGGAAAGGGGGUUAUAUGGGUGAGGUAAAUGGAAGGGCUGGAAAGGGAAUGCUGGAGUUUCUGGAUAAAAGGAAAGCUACGAAGGAAAGUGCUGGGAAGUUUUAAGUAGGUCGAAUAAUGGGAAAAAUUUCAACCCUACGCUAAAACCUUAAAUCCAACUUUGACCGCAACCGUAAAGACUAAACCUAAGCCUCAAAACCGAAACGUAACCACAAUCAUAAAACCCAACGCUAACCCAAAACGUAACCAUAACCCUAACCUUAACUCUCACCCUAAAAUUAAGCCUAACCCUAACAUUAACCUUAACCGUAACCCUAACGGGAACCUAAACCCUAACCCUAACACUGGAACCUGACCCUAAAACGCAAACCCUAAUCCUAAAACUUAACCUACGCCUAAUCCUAAACCUCACUAAACCCAACAGCCUGACCGAAACGGACGACCUGCCUAACUAAGUAGGAGCACACCUACUGAUAAUAAGUUCCGUAGACAAGGCAAGCACACCUACUGGUAACAAGUACUUACGUCGACAGUAUCACCGUAUAAUGUCUGGCUAUCAAGUGCGAUCUUACCGGACGACUUUCAUGCCCUGGCGUUAGCAAAAGAAAGGCAUCAACUAUCUCCCUACACACGUUGGCGAGAAAAGACCUAGAGUUGCUCAUCUGCCGAUGUUUUCUGACAGUCUGCGGCUGGGAGAUGGGAGUAAGAGUGGCCAAAAAGGUCAUCAGAGCACUGAUCUGUAGCCCUGCUCCAACACCAUUUAUUACUCGCAUGGCCUUAAAAAACAGGGGAACAAAAGAGAACGUCUUUGGACAUUUUUUCGUAUUCCAUAGUUUUGACGUCCAACUCCAUCCUUUCAAAACAGCGGAGAACUUGGGGAACCAAUUAUCUCGAAACAUAAGUAUAAUAUAGUCAGAAGAAAAAGAAGAUGAAGAAGAAGAAUAGGAAGAUGAAGAAGAAGAAGAAGAUGCAAUAGCUGAAAUAAAACGUUUACUGGUCUAAAGUAGAACGACUGUAGAAUGACUGGUUAGAUCGCAGUUAGUGGCCAGGAAUGGGGAGGCGCACAGCCAGGUCCCUGUCGUACGGGAACUGUGGGAAAUGGGGUUACAUAGGUAAGGUAAAUGGAAGGGCUGAUAAAGGAAUGCUGGAGUUUCUGGGUAAAAGAAAAUUUGCCAGGGAAGGUGUUGGGAAGGUUUGAGGAGGUGAAUUGAAGGGAGAAAUUUCAACCCUACGCUAUAACCUAAAAUCCAACCCUGACCGCAACCGCAAAGCAUAAAUCUAAGCCUCAAAACCGAAACGCAACCAAAAUCCUAAAAACCAACGCUAACCCACAACGUAGCCAUAACCCUAACUUUAACUCUAACCCUAAUCAUAAGCCUAUCCCUAACCCUAACCUUAAGCCUAACCCUAACAUUAACUUUAAACGUAACCCUAACGGGAACCUAAACCCUAACCCUAACACUGGAACCUGACCCUAAAACACAAACCCUAAUCCUUAAACUUAAACUACGCCUAAUACUUACCCUCACUAAACCCAACAGCCUGACCGAAACGGACGACCUGCCUAACUAAGUAGGAGCACACCUACUGAUAAUAAGUUCCGUAGACAAGGCAAGCACACCUACUGGUAACAAGUACUUACGUCGACAGUAUCACCGUAUAAUGUCUGACUAUCAAGUACGAUCUUACCGGACGACUUUCAUGCCCUGGCGUUAGCAAAAGAAAGGCAUCAACUAUCUCCCUCCACACGUUGGCGAGAAAAGACCUAGAGUUGCUCAUCUGCCGAUGUUUCCUGACAGUCUGUGGCUGGGAGAUGGGGGUAAGAGUGGCCAAAAAGGUCAUCAGAGCACUGAUCUGUAGCCCUGCUCCAACAACAUUUAUUACUCGCAUGGCCUUAAAAAACAGGGGAACAAAAGAAAACGUCUUUAUGCAUUUUUUCGUAUUCCAUAGAAUUAACGUCCGACUCAAUUUUUUCAGAAGAGCGGUGAACAUGGGGGAACUAACUAUAUCGAAAAAUAGGUAUGGUAUGCAGUAUGUGGCCUAACACAUGAAACAUCAACCGAAAAUCCGAAAUGUGUUUUCGCCAAUACAAGCGAAGAGACGAGUCCCAGGAAGUAGUCUAGAAGAGGGAGACACGAUCGCUGGGACAAGAGCUUUAUUAGCCUGACGUUUCGGAUUCCUACUCGAAUCCAUCAUCAGAGACAGAAAGCAGAAACGAGUGGUUGCUGCACAAGGGGCUGCGGUAUUUAUAGGAUGCAGUAGCCAUGCUACCGCAUACCUAUGAACAUUCACGGCUCCCCCCUUCAUCCGGGAUCGUCGCACUUGGUGAUAUCAUGCUUAAUGGCCGACAUUCGAGUCGAUAAUUGCUGCAAUUUCAUCACGUGCGUUGGGUGUUGGUGUGAUGAUUGCUCGACCAUCUGACAUACCGACCACGGUGUUGGGAUAAGUGUUCAUCUCUGCGCUCCCCACAUGGCUUGUUACUCCACCUAGGCGAAAUUUUAGCACGCAGUAUGGAAUGGGAAGAUCGUUGCACUCAAUGAUGGACUGGGGGCCAGUAAACUAUGAUUCCAGUAUCUCCCGGCUCAGGCGGUUGUCACCUCUUGCGAGAAUUUCGGCCUCAUCGAAUUUGAAUGUGUGGCCGGAUCUCGUUGAAUGAUCCACGACUUGAGAGCUGGCGUCAUUUCUGCGCACCGCUGCCGCGUGUUCGGCCAUUCUCGUUCGGAGCUGUCUUCCGGUUUCUCCGACGUUGUUGCUUUGUCCGCAACUGCACCAGGUCCGAUAAACGACUCCAGACGUUUCUAGCCGUGGCAGUGGGUCUUUCGGUUUCAUGAUCAGACGCCUGAUGGUUGCCUCCGGUCUGUGUGCCACUCCAACCCCAAGUGGUGCGAGAAGGCGGCCGACAGCUUCCGAAACGUUCUUGACAUACGGAAGUGCCCGCCAAGACUUGGUGUCCGUGCGGUUAGGCCUUUGGUCCCUUUUGUGUAUGCACCGGUUGACGAAGUUGCGCGGGUAGCCAUUGGCUUUGAAUACCCGUCGGAGGUAUUGUAGUUUGGCAAUUUUGUCUUCUGUCUCACUGCAGUGUGCUUCGACACGCCGAUAGAGCGUCCUUACACAACUGCGUUUGUGGCUGCUUGGGUGGUUACUGUUGAAGUUCAGUACUUGCAUCGUAUUUGUCGCUUUCCUGAACACUUUGGUUUUUAGUUCACCACAAUCUUUGCGGCAUACGAGGACAUCCAGGAAGGCCAACUGAUUGUUCUCUUUCGCCUCCAUUGUAAAUUGAAUGUCCGGGAAGACGGCGUUGAGAUGUUCUUGGAAUGUCAACACCUGAUCCCGGUCGAUAACGACGAAGUUAUCAUCCACAUACCGGGCCCAGAAUUUCGGUCUGUGUUGUUGGAAAACCAGUGACUCAAACGGUUGCAGGACCGCCUCGGCGAUGAACCCCGAAAUCGGCGAACCCAUUGGUAUGCCCUUCACCUGUUCGCAGAUUGUCCCACCGAACGUGAAGUACGUCCUGAGACAGAGCUUCAGGAGCUGAAGGACUUGGGCGUGUUCAUGACGGUACUCCGUUUCAUCCUAUUUGCUUCGUAGUAGCAGCUCAAUUGCCUCGAUCGCCAAGUCCUGGAGAAUAAAAGUAAAAAUGGGUGUAACAUCAAAAUACACCAUGACCUCAUUUGGAUGGAUGCUUACUCCUUUGAGUUUCUCCAGGAAUUGUGCUGAUGAAGAGACCGUGGUGUCUGACUACUUGCGUAGCAUGAAUUGCUCUCAUUAUUUUUCGACGCCUCUUAAUUUCAAUUAUAUUUCUUGAAAAACAUGCAUGAAAAUAUGCCUUCUUUUGCUUUUUAGUACAAAAUUCGUCUUCUUCUACUUUAGUGCUCAAAUGAGGGACAUCAUUCUGUUUUAAAAAGUUUCUAAUCGUGAGACUUUUAAAUACUGUGAAAUGAUCGUUCAUAUAUCGUCAUGUCUCUGCAUUUACCGAUGUAGCUCAUAAUAUUAGCAAUGUGGAUCGAGUCCACUUUAUGAACACCAUAUGGUCCCACUUCAUUACCGUAGGGAAAUCUGUGGUUCUCCGUACGCGCAAAAUAUACGGCUUGUAGUUUGGGAACCCCGAAUCCAAGGGUAGCCGCAGGUCGGGUUCAAAAUUAUUCUGGAAUUGGACAAGUUUUGAAAACCGAAUUAUGUCCCUCCUUCAAGUAUGAGAUUGGAAGAAGAAGAAGAAGAAGAAGAAGAAGAAGAAGAAGAAGAAGAAGUAAUUAUCUACCGAAUGAGCAAAAGAGUAAAGAUCUUCUGCAUAUUUUCCGUGAAAUAUAAUUGGACAUUAAGGGACAUCGAAAAUCAAUAAGAAAAAUUCGUGCUACUUAUGGAGGCAUUUUUGCUGAGUGUAGCUUUAGCAUGCAGCCGGAAGGAAUUUCCUUCAAAAGCCGGCAUCCUGGGGUAACUAAAUUAUUGUAGAAUUAUGUUGCUUGUUGAUUAGUUCUCCAACUUUACAUAAUUAAUCUUUUCAAAACUAAAACCCUUUUCGGAAUUUCGGUUGACAUUUCAUGAGUCAGCUGAUCUACAGAAGUCAGAAGAAGAAGAAAAAGAAGAAGAAGAAAAAGAAGAAGAAGAAGAAGAAGAAGAAGAAGAAGAAGCGACCGCCGGAACAAGAUGUUUGCUGA
Molecule: messenger RNA, 10237 nt
Organism: Spirometra erinaceieuropaei
Lineage: Eukaryota; Metazoa; Platyhelminthes; Cestoda; Diphyllobothriidea; Diphyllobothriidae
Source: the annotation of a GenBank genome assembly